GCACAGCGGCAUUUCUCUCUCGCUCUCUCUCUCUCUCUCUCUCACCUCACUUUCGCUGAACACAGUUCUUCUCUCUCGUUUCAAUCAUUAGGAGAUAUACGGAGUCUUUUCAGGGUGUGAAUAGCUGAGUAGAAGAUGAACUCAUCCAUUGGAGCUUCUUCAAAGCAGAAAGCUGGAGUCCCACAGCCUCCUGAAACUUCGUCUAAACGCAAACGAGGAGUCUUUCAGAAAGAAUUGCAGCAUAUGAUGUAUGGUUUUGGAGAUUGUUCUAACCCUCUUCCAGAAAGCGUGGCACUUAUGGAGGACAUAGUUAUGGAGUAUAUUAUAGAUUUGGUACAUAAAGCACAAGAUAAUGGUUCAAAGCAGGGAAAGCUAUCAGUUGAGGACUUUCUUUACUUAAUGCGAAAGGACUUUCGAAAGCUUAACCGAUGUACAGAAUUGCUAUCGAUGAACGAAGAGCUCAAACAAGCAAGGAAAGCUUUCGAAACAGAUGAAGAGAAGCUAAGGAAGGCUUUCGAGGCUGAUGAAGAUAAUAAGUUGGUGGGACCAACGGAGUAAUGAAAGAGGGCUGUGUUUUUGCAGGUUCACAAUAGCGAUUGAUGAAUGAUGAAGAGUCAUGUUUAUCUGUUUGAUGCUCUGUGCCUCCUAUUUGUUAAGGAUCUGAAGAACAAGUGACAUUUUGUUGUGGAGGUAGAAAAGGCAAACAAAGCAUGGUUAAGAGUCUACAUUUGAAUAUGUGAGGAACUGUAAUUUAAUUGGUAGUCUUGUCUUGUGUGGGCUUGGUUGGUAAUAUUGUUAAGUUAUUGUGUUAUGUUAUGUUAAUGGGCAUGGAUGAUGUCCCUUCUUUAGUUCUCUAUGGUCAUCCCACCUAUUCCCUCUCAAUCUUAAUUUUUUCAUCUAAUAGUUAUAUGAUUGCCUAAAAAGAAAUAUAUACAAAGUGAUGUGAUAUAUUGGUUUACAAUACAUAAAAAAAUUGUUUAAAUAAA
Molecule: messenger RNA, 986 nt
Organism: Cannabis sativa
Lineage: Eukaryota; Viridiplantae; Streptophyta; Magnoliopsida; Rosales; Cannabaceae
Product: transcription initiation factor TFIID subunit 13
Exons: 6
Coding region: 136-558 (140 amino acids)
Biological process (GO): transcription by RNA polymerase II
Molecular function (GO): protein heterodimerization activity
Source: RefSeq, a predicted model, not a curated record